AUGGAAACUAUCAUCAACCAUCCAGAUGGCAUAUUGGAGGAAAUCCAGCAUUACAAUCUGAGAUUGAAGAAAUCUGUCCUGAAAAGAAACCAUCAGGACGGCGAGAAAAUUAUGGAACGUCCAUCAAAAUUAACUUCUCUCCUUCUGGUUCUGGUCAGAACUCUCAGUCAACAAUUGGAGUCCACAACUGAAGUUCUUCAGAAUACCUGCCAGUUGGUGAAUAUAGCCUAUGAUCAACAUCAGCAAGAGGUAUCCUGCCCAGAAUGGGAGCUCCUGGUAAGGUGGCUUCAGGGAUUAAGCACCCAUCUGCUGCGUCUGGUUGAAGACCUUGGAAAGUCCAAAAAUGAGCUGCUUGGAAAACCUGAUGGUGACCAACACAGCCCAGAUGGGUCCGUGAAUUCUCCUAGGGAUGGCACCAAGGAGGAAAGAGAUACGCUGUUACAUGUAUCUACGAGUCAGCUCCCUUCUCCAUCUCCCUCUCCACGUGGAGAAGAAAAUGGGAGCAGGUCAGAGGAAAAGCAGGCGGCAGAGCUGGAGAAGUUGGUUCCCUUCCAGGAACAAGAAUUGGAAAAGGAAGAGGAAGGACCAGUGCUUGUAAACAGUGAAAAUCCCAAUAAAUCAGAAGAACUGUGUCCGGUGCCAAAGAAUGGCCGUGAAAAGGAUUCUUACUCAGAGGAUUCCUCCGCUGAGAAAAUCCAUGAAAACCUCAUUUUGGGAGACGGUGGGAAAAAGAUCACAGUGUCCCCAAAUCCCAAAGAGAUGGUUACAGAACAUUUUCUGAUGAUGCCCGCUCAAGAAACCGAGGCAGGAAUCAAAGGAACCUUGGAUGAGGCCGGACGUGAGACUUGCAACCUGCUAAGGAAAUUAGAGGCUAUAAAUGGGGAUUUUGAUCGAAACGAUGCAAUUGGCCAAUGCCUGGAGGAAAGUUCUGGAAGGUCAGAAGAUUUGCAGGAAAGCCGCUCCGUUGUCCCGUUGCUUGAGAAGGUGGAGGAAGAGAAGGAGGAAUGUAACAAAGAAUUUUUUAUGGAAGCGAACGAACUGGGAGAACCUGAACUAUCGUGUAGUGUGACAGCUCCUUGCAAAGUUCUGGAACAUCUCACAGUCACUGUUGCCAAUGAUUUCAGUCCCUUCGUUGUGGAUGAGGCAGAAGAACUUGUCAGCAACAUCCUAUCUGUUGAGUGUUCAUUGGUUGACCAACUCAACGUUUCUCCAAUCAGCAUUGCAAUCCCAUUUACUUCCCGUUACAGAGGAAUGUACAAAGACGUAAUGGUGAAAGUGAGUGACAUAAAUUUCCAGUCCAUUUAUUUAACUCCUACCUCUUUGGAAGGACAUCAAGGCAGCCAGAAGAGGUCAGCCGCCGUGGUGAAAACUUGCCAGCUGGGUAUCUUCUCCGUGGUUUCGUGCUUGAAGAAGGAAACGUGGGCCAUUCCGAGGAAAGGACUGUUGCGAAAGCUUAACAUGGAUCCCAGAAUUUCAUUUUGUUAUCCCCCAUCAACAUUCAGUUCUCGAGUCACAGUGGACGUAAAGGUGCAGUCGAUUGAUCAAUCCACACUUUCAAUAUUGAAAACAAAACAUGACGAAUAUCAUUCAGUCAUAUCAACCAGCUCUCUGGUCCACCUGGAAUAUUCUUCAUCUCUGCCACUCAACAGAGCUAUCACUGUAGUUCUACCUUGCCCUCCAAAUCAAGAAAAACGAAGAGAGGGUAUUGAGACAGAUUCCGGAAGGGCAGCGACUGCUUCUGUCCCCAGAGUUACAAGCAUUCAUAAUUUCCGAGGUCUCAGUGCUUCCCCAAGGAAACACAGGGAGAAUCUGAAGGAACCACUGAAAGUCCUGGGCUACAGAAACAGUGAAGAAGAAUGGAUGCUACUGGAUGACAUCACUGUGAGAAAUGCAAGGAACGGUCUUGUGUCCGUUGACUUGGAGGAACCCUUAGAGAGAUUUAUUAUCGUUCGCUUAUCUUCUGCUAUGGACAACGUACAUCUCGUUCAGUUUAUUCAGAAUUUGGAACAUGCCAUCCACAACACCAUGGUGACAGUAAUACUGUAUCAGAAUAAAGAAGACCCUUACAAGAUUCUCGUCUUACUGGUUCCUUCCAAGGAAUUAAGCAUGGAGCUGCAGUCUUUACGUGAAGAGGGAUAUUCUGGUCCUCCAGAGCCUUCAAAGCCAUUUAAAAUGAGAGAAGGAGAGCAGGUUUACUUUAAAUUCAGUGGAAACAUUUGUGCUUCAGAUGACGGGGACACCUAUGGAAAAAAUUACAAGCUUGCUUUUCAUGCACAGAGAAAACCACGACUUGCUCUUCAGAUCAAGGAAGUGGAUGAAUUUGGUAACUACAGUUCACCCCAUUAUAAAGGAACGGCCUUUUUUUACAAAGUGACAAAAGACGUGGCCCUCAUCAACGUACAACCUCUUCCGCAAGAAGACCAUGAACAAGAAUCCCUCCUGUGCAAACUGGCUCUGACUUUGCCAAAGAAGGAAAAACUGAUCAGCCGCCCACAAAGCACAAAGAGAAUCUCCACAGAUAUAUCAGAGGUCAUGUGGGACAACUUGCUGUACUGGUUAUCGGAAGAGCUGUCCGAAGAGAACGCCAACUUUCUUGCCCAAUACCUGCGUCUCCACCGAAGCACCCUUCAAUUUAUUAGACUGAAGUGCCCUGAUCACCUCACCGAGCAGAUCUACGAGCUUCUGUGCUCCUGGAGACAGCGUCUCCCAAGAUCUGCUGACAAGCUCAAGCUUCUCUCGCGCUAUCUCUGCAAAAUCGGCAGGAAUGAUCUGGCUCAACAUCUCCAGUUCAAGUGGACCAACCAAAGCGUCAUGAAGAAAAUUCAUCGGUAG
Messenger RNA from Notechis scutatus (mainland tiger snake), 2832 nucleotides. It is a transcript of the gene DTHD1, whose product is annotated as death domain containing 1. The record is from RefSeq and is a predicted model, not a curated record. Gene Ontology annotation, biological process: signal transduction. Lineage: Eukaryota; Metazoa; Chordata; Lepidosauria; Squamata; Elapidae. Gene Ontology annotation, molecular function: protein binding.